Exophiala oligosperma is the source of this 3342-nucleotide messenger RNA. RefSeq lists its product as uncharacterized. The record is from RefSeq and is a predicted model, not a curated record. Lineage: Eukaryota; Fungi; Ascomycota; Eurotiomycetes; Chaetothyriales; Herpotrichiellaceae. The transcript has a single exon. The coding region runs from base 243 to 2939 and encodes 898 amino acids.
CUUGUAUCCCAUGACAAGUCCAAAACCCUGGAUCAGGCUUCAAAGUCUUGAUUGACACUUCACUCACAUCCCUUUCAACUCAUCGCAGCAUUCUUUUUUCAUAUCAACUGUUAUCACCGCGACCGUUGUUAAUCCAGCGUUACCAGCGUUGCUCUGUCUCCUGUCGACCUUUUUUUUUCAAGCAGAUGGCGUGUCCAUCAACCACUCCUUAGACCGCCGCCUGCGAAGUUCUCUUUGCCAGAAUGAGGCCACUACGAUUUCUGCUCCUCCUCACCUUUUUCAUAACGCUCCCAAUAGCCUUGACUUUCUUCUCGCUCUUCUCUUUCUCCAAGAGCAAUGCCGACUCCUUUCACACCGGCUACGCCCCUCGCCAACGGAGUCUGCGAGCCUUCUUCUCGUUUCAAACCCCAUCCAGUCUAUUCCCGCCUUCAGCAAUCAUAAGUCUGACAGCGGAUAAUUCUACAUUCUUCCUUGCCAGGCCUGCUGCGUUUGGGCCAAGUCUACCCUCAAAGGGGCUCAGUGGGCAAUUGUGGGUGGGUAAGGGAUUCGGGGAUGACGCAUUACUGAAAGAAGAGAAUAUUCAUGUUGUAGGAUGGGAAUUGGGCUGCUCUGACGUGCCAGGCUGGGGUGAGGAGGCUUCCAAGAGGGAGAAGAACCUGCCCCAAGUCGACAAACCGCAGGAAAGCCCUAAGAAGCGGCGAGAUCUGGUUCGUGAUGGCCAAGGAGGCGAUGGGAGUGUGGGUGGAUCGGAAUCCCUUCACGAAAUUGUACAGGACGACGGAACGGACGACUAUUUACACCAUCCUCUUCCUGAUUCGAAUCCUGCAACCCCUGGCCACCUCGGUGAGCCUGCAAAUGUUGGUGCUGACCAGAAGAACCCAACACACGCCGACAUUGAAUCUUUACAAGAAAGCGCUGAUAUCGCCGGGAAGAUCGUCAUGCUUAGCCGGGGCGGAUGUGGAUUUUUGGAAAAGGUGAAAUGGGCACAACGUCGUGGAGGUAUUGCCCUUAUCGUGGGAGACAACGAACGAGGAGCACAAUUGACAAUCAUGUACGCUAAGGGUGACACGUCGAAUGUCACUAUACCUGCUGUGUUCACAUCCUACACUUCCGCCCAUCUCCUGGCCUCGCUAGUCCCGCCUGAGUCGGGCGAAGAUGAAGCUGGUUCUGUCAAAGGAUCGGACAAAGCAUCCAAGGGCCCGGAGAAGGGUAAUAACCGUAAACAGCAAGACGGCAAGCCAGUGUUCACUUCAACCACUCAGAACCAGCGACCAACCAUUGUCCCAGCUAAGGCACCUGCCACUGCUCAAACGGAUAAGGGCUGGGUGAGCAAUGUCCUCGGCGCCAUCGGCUUGAACGAAAAUUCUCGUUUCGCACAUGUCGAGGAUAGCCGCCGGCCACCAAGUAGUGGAAACAUCGACUGGGUCCUGGUAGAGGAUUGGGACGACGAUGUGCCUGUAAAGUCGAGCAAAAAGGUAAAGACGGCGGUCAACCUUCCCACUUCAUCUACGUCGGCGCUGAGAACAAAACCAACAAGCUCUAAAAACCCUGGAAUGGACGACUUCGUAAUUGGCGUUCAGGAUUGGAGAGACACUGACUUGGUGGCACCAAAAGCAACGAACAGCAUAGCCAACAUUGUCGCUGACCCAAAAGCUGGCAAAGACGGCCAAGCAGAAGCCACCAAUGUUGUUAAGCCGUCUAGUCACGCUGAGGACGCACUCAAGGGUGGCAGUAUCACGCCAGGCAGUGGCGAAUAUGCCCAUGAAAAACCCGAACAAUUAAACCGCUACAAUAGAGGGGAAGAUCAGUCGAAACAGCAGCCAAAGCACGCUAACACUCCUCCAAGCCGAGAAGGGACAAGUUGGUUCGACUUGUUCAGAUCCGAUGAGUCAACCAAAGAAGCACCCAAGGCACCUGCCGCAAAACAGGAAAAGAAUGCCAAGUCAAGGUCUGAGCAAGUGCACAAGAUAGCAAGCCAGCAAGAUGAUGGAGAUCACCCAGGCUUGUGGGUCACCUUGACACCAACAAGUGUGUCGACAAGUCCUUUCUUUGAUACGCUGCUCGUGCUCGUCAUCAGUCCCUUAGUUACGCUGACGGUGGUUUAUGCACUUCUGCUGUUGCGUUCACGAAUCAGACGACGAAGAUGGCGUGCACCGAAAUCCGUUGUCGAGCGCUUGCCCGUCCGUACGUAUCACACCAUGAAUACAGCGUCAUCGACUACAUCGUCACAAGUGGCAUCUCCGGAUGCCUCCUCACCAACGUCACCCCUCCUUAUUUCCACAUCACAGAACGUCUCUCAGCGCCCCCGACCACGAUCGCAGACCACAAACGGCGCAUUUGCAGGAAGUACAGACUCGACUACUUCCAAAGCUCGCAAUCUGAACUUGCCGUCAGAAAAGACGGCUUCAAAAUUCGCCAGACGCAAGCGCUACACUGGUCGCCAGAUUGAAUGCGUGGUCUGUCUGGAGGAAUAUGUCGACGGCGAGAGCCAAGUCAUGUCUCUACCAUGCGGGCACGAAUUUCACGCCGAGUGCAUAACUCCCUGGCUUGUGACGCGGCGACGUACAUGCCCGAUUUGCAAAGGUGAUGUGGUGCGGAGUCUUGCGCGCACAGACUCCCGGAACGAGGAGGAUGCAACGGAGGGCGAACAGACUAGUGAUGAUGUGCAGGAACGCGCUGCACAGACGACCAAUGAGGAGGCAAGUGCCGCCAUUCCAAUUCCGACCCUCCUCCGCGAUGGGGACGAGGACGUCGAACAAGGCCGUGCCGUCGACGCCGGGGAUGACGUACCUUUGCUCGACGACGGCCAACAUCCUGGACGUCAAAACUUGGCCACGGCGAGAGAUGGAGGUGCGGUGUGGAGGAGUAUUAGCGCCAGUGUGAGUCGACUGAGUGGGGAGACUCUCUGGAGACAGACUCCCGUCGAUCGCAAUAGGUGAGAAAAGGGCGUGAGCUGGGUUAAGUGAUUGUUCUUGAACCAGUCGCGAGAGACGUGACUGUGAUGGCGGUGUUGCUGUUAGUCGGAACAGGAAAGAUACCCAAUUGGACUCGCGAAGUCGGUCCAUCUUGUCCCAGUUUUUAUAGUGUCUCGUUUUUUGUUUUGUUCUUGUUUUCAACCUAUUUUUGCAAGCAUGUUUCAAAGACCCAUCAAGCGCUUUGGAUGUGAUUUGUGACUUUACAGUAAUGUGUACCGGCUACAACUCGGCUGCCACCGGAAUACAUUUUGACGCUACGGAUAGGACGUCUACAAAGAUUCAUGCACUUUCUAGGUACAUACCUGGUAAAUACAUAUUAUACAUGUGUGAUGGGGGGGAGGAAAUGAUCCCAGACAGACAAAACACC